Molecule: messenger RNA, 1944 nt
Organism: Alosa alosa (allis shad)
Lineage: Eukaryota; Metazoa; Chordata; Actinopteri; Clupeiformes; Clupeidae
Gene: litafd
Product: Lipopolysaccharide-induced tumor necrosis factor-alpha factor homolog-like
Exons: 5
Coding region: 946-1443 (165 amino acids)
Molecular function (GO): zinc ion binding
Source: RefSeq, a predicted model, not a curated record
AGAAGUUUACUCAUCAAAUGGUUUAAGAGCUAUUGAACACUUGACAUAACUGGGCCUCGUAUGAUUUUGAGACAUUUUGUCAGGUUUCAUUAAGUAAAUUGUGAAGAUGGUUAGGUUAGGUUAGGUUAAGAAAAUCUUUGAUUUUUCUUGUAGUCUCCGAGACUGACUGAGUCAAGAUUUUUUUCAUUUACAGUAUUCAUUGUAGAUAUUACACACAAGAGACUUCUUGAAAUAAUAAUAACUUCUGAGAUAGAAAUUGGUUGAUAUGAGGUCAGCAUCUGAGAGAAAUAUUAAUCAACAAAUGCUUAUUGGUCUUUUAUCAAAUGUCAAAGAAAAUAGUGUUGAAGCAGAUGUUGAGUGAGGAUUGUGCAACACUCAACAGAAACAGCAUUCAGCUACAAUGGCUUUGAUGCUGCCUCAGGACCACACCUUUGUUAAGGGCUAGUCUCUGAAUUCCUCUGACUCUUUUUUUGUCAGAUUGUAGACAUUUCAUUCUCCCCUGGCACAAGAUAACAUAGACAUGCCUCUUAUGCCUUAAAAAUGUGCUCCUAAUAAUUCAGGUAACCACAGUAUUUUAUGCCCUGGUAUUCAGUCUGCCGUUUGUUUGUCAUGUAUAAUUUUCUCAUGGUAUUAGGUAGAUUGUACAUUGUAUAUAUUUUUAGAAUACAUGUUAAUAUAUGUGUGUGUGUGUGUGUGUGUGUACUAUAUAGUGUAUACAUAUCAGGAAGUUUGGGAUGGGAAAGGAUAAAUUACUGAGGGUGUGGUUGAGUUCACAGCAGGCCUGUAUUAGCACGGACCCAGGCCCUCGAGUCUGGAGAAGUCCUCUGUCCCUCAGGGCUCUGUCACUCACAGCACGGGGAUAUCUUCGCCAUUUCAGUACGACAUGGGAAGUAGAGUCGGGACUAAUGAGGCUGAAUUAAACUAAUGGAGUUUUAGUUAUAAACAAUGAGCACAGACAGAAAAAAGGACCCUCCUCCCUAUGUCAUACCAGUGUCGGGAGGUGCUGGAGAAGAAGGGGAUGGUGUGAGGGUCUACCACGUGCACACACCUUUCACACCUGGAUCAAGUACAAUCCAGCCUUUCGGACAAUCUGAUGUUAAUGAAAGCCCCUACACAUCUGCCGUCCAGGCACAAAAUGUCAGCUCAAGUCAUGCUGCAGCACCAACAGACAAGGGAGUGAAGAGGUUUGUGAGUGAGGAUCACCAACUAGGCCACAACCCAGGGAUGACGACCUGCACAAGCUGUCAGCAGCAGGUGCUCACUGAGGUCUCGUACAAAGUCGGAACGUACGCUUGGAUCAUGUGCUUUGUCUUCAUUCUGUGCGGGCUCGUGCUCUGCUGCUGUCUGAUCCCCUUCUUCAUGAAGCACUUCAAAGACGCCUACCACACCUGCCCCAGGUGCAAACGCGUUCUCUACGUGGACAAGAAGAAAUGCUGUUCUUGACCUCCAUGUUGGCUCUGGGCCUCUUGGCAGCAGCAGCAUAGUGUCAUCGAGUCCUUUAGUUUACUGAGGGUCAAAAGAGACCUCCUGCUGCAGCUAGAGACAUUCUUUAAUAAUAGGUAAACUGAAGUUGGUUAUGGGUUAUGAAGGACUGUGACUCAUUCUUGAGUAGUCCACUGCAUCAGUGCCUCUGGUUAACCUUGUCUAGGGCAGGCUUGCCAUGUCUCUCACUGGGCAUGGAUGUCAACACAUACACUUAAUGACCUCUGAUGUGACAAUGCCAAAGACCUUGCUUAUACUGACAAAGUAGAAGCACUGUUUAGACUGCAGACUGUGCAAUAGCAAAACUGUAUUUUUAAGAUGUCUUAUAUAUUUACAUUAAAAGAUCAAUGUGCAUUUGGUAAUGUAUGAACUCUGAAGGAUGUUAACUUGAUUGGCAUGUCAUAUGUAUAUAAAUGUUUCCUGUAAGUCUUGUCAUUACAUGCAUGGCUUUACUGAAAGGUC